Messenger RNA from Carlito syrichta (Philippine tarsier), 1226 nucleotides. RefSeq names its product retinol saturase (gene RETSAT). The record is from RefSeq and is a predicted model, not a curated record. The transcript has 6 exons. The annotation marks the transcript as partial. NCBI's taxonomy places the organism in Eukaryota, Metazoa, Chordata, Mammalia, Primates, Tarsiidae.
GUUCAAAGUCCGCCCAGCCUCCUGACCCGGGAGGCGAACGAGCCGGGCGGAGCUGCGGUCCUUGAGGCUGAGCACCGUCGGAGCGGACCCGCUUCCCGACACCGGCGCGAUGUGGCUUUCGCUGGUGCUGCUGCUGGCCGUGCUUCUCCUGGCGGUCCUCCGCAAAGUCUACCUGGGGCUGUUCGCCGGCAGCUCCCUGAACCCCUUCUCCGAGGAUGCCCGGCGUCCGCCAGCGCCCCUAGUGACCGACAGAGAGGCCAGGAAGAAGGUUCUCAAACAAGCUUUCUCAGUCAGUCAAGUGCCAGAGAAGCUGGAUGUGGUGGUGAUUGGCAGCGGCUUUGGGGGCCUGGCCGCGGCGGCGAUUCUGGCUAAAGCCGGCAAGCGCGUCCUGGUGCUGGAACAACAUACCAAGGCAGGGGGCUGCUGCCACACCUUCGGAAAGAACGGCCUUGAAUUUGACACAGGAAUCCAUUAUAUAGGGCAGAUGCAGGAGGGCAGCCCUGGCCGUUUUGUCUUGGACCAGAUCACGGAAGGGCAGUUGGACUGGGCUACCCUGUCCUCUCCUUUUGACAUCAUGGUACUAGAAGGGCCCGAUGGCCGAAAGGAGUUCCCCAUGUACAGUGGGAAGAAAGCCUACGUCCAGGGCCUCAAGGAGAAGUUUCCGCGGGAAGAAGCCACCAUUGAUAAGUAUAUAAAGAUGGUUCAGGUGGUAUCCAGCAGCGCAGCCCACGCCAUCCUGCUGAAGCUCCUCCCGUUGCCUGUGGCUCAGCUUCUCGACAAGUGUGGGCUGCUGACUCGGUUCUCCCCAUUCCUUCGCGCGUCCACCCAGAGUCUGGCUGAGGUCCUGCAGCAGCUGGGGGCCUCUCCUGAGCUCCAGGCGGUACUCAGCUACAUCUUCCCCACUUACGGCGUGACCCCCAGCCACAGCACCUUCUCCAUGCACGCUCUGAUCGUUGACCACUACCUGAAAGGGGCCUUUUAUCCCCGAGGGGGUUCCAGUGAGAUCGCCUUCCACACCAUCCCUGUGAUCCAGCGAGCCGGGGGUGCUGUCCUCACAAAGGCUGCAGUGCAGCAUGUGUUGCUGGACUCGGCUGGGAGAGCCUGUGGUGUCAGUGUGAAGAAGGGGCAGGAGCUGGUGGACAUCUACUGCCCCAUCGUGGUCUCCGACGCGGGACUGUUCAACACCUAUGAGCGUCUGCUGCCGGAGAGCGCCCGCCGCCUGCCAG